This is a messenger RNA of Echinococcus granulosus, 3993 nucleotides long. Its product is annotated as Protein fat-free. Gene Ontology annotation, biological process: Golgi organization; retrograde transport, endosome to Golgi; Golgi vesicle transport. Lineage: Eukaryota; Metazoa; Platyhelminthes; Cestoda; Cyclophyllidea; Taeniidae. The record is from RefSeq and is a predicted model, not a curated record. The coding region runs from base 1 to 3993 and encodes 1330 amino acids. The transcript is spliced from 23 exons. Gene Ontology annotation, molecular function: protein binding. Gene Ontology annotation, cellular component: membrane; GARP complex; EARP complex.
AUGUUUUGUGGCAAAUGUAACGUUGAUAGACAAAUGCUACAAGAACCAAGCACCUGCUCAAUAAAUUUGCAACGUGUAAUGCAAGUAGACUCAGAAGAUCGAUUGCAGCGAAAGAAACGCCUUUUUGAGUUCUACGGUCCGAAAUCUAAGGCUGAUGAAGUAACUGAAAUUCUUCCCGAUCCAAAGAACAUUGAUUCUGUGGGCUUCGAUCCAAGGGAGUACCUAAAUGAUCUCCUCCAAAAAUGUGAUCUGAACGAUUUGUUGGCUAAAGAGACAGAAAUAUCUGAACAAAUUCGUUCUCUUGACUCCGAAAUGCAGACGCUUGUUUACGAUAAUUAUAACAAGUUCAUAAAUGCCACACACACAAUCAAAAUGAUGAAGUCUAACUUUAAAUUCAUUGAAGAUGAAAUGAACUCCCUUGCUGAGAGCAUGGUUGAGAUACAACUUUAUUCUAGUGAGAUCGACCAAGAAAUUCGUGAGUCAAGCACAGCCAUCAGGAAACUGGUAACAACAGCUGAAAAUUUGCGGAGGCUAGGGUACUUGUCUUCACUGCCGUCAAAGAUUAGAGAGUUCAUGAAAAAGGAGGAUUGGACCAAAGCGGUAGACGCCUAUAUUAAAGCGAGUGGAUUUUUCGAGAAACAUCGCAACAUUCCAUCUUUUAAAGGCAUAGAUAAGGAAUGCACAGAGCUGAUCAGUGAAGUUGUCAAAGAGGUGGAGUCUCGUCUACUUUCGGCGGAGGAUUCGCAGACUUUAACCACGUCAAUUGAGGUUCUGAUGCAACUCGGACAGCCCAUGUCAGAAUUGUCAAAAAAGUUUAUUCAAGUAGCUUCACACUGCAUCGACUCGCUGUUUGAGAAAUUGGAUUCCCCGCAAGAUGUGGAAAGUGUAGAGUCGUCUGUGCCUGACCUUUUGAAUUUUGCAAAUGCAGCGGCGGAUACGAUUUCCGAAGGGGCACUAUCCUACGUCUUUGCCUAUUCAAGCCGCUUUCUUAGCAACGCAACUCUGUCAUCGAGGGAUAGUCAUUCAGAAGAUAACCUCGAGACUCCUCUUUUUGAGUUUCUCCAAAGUUUGACCCAGAAGUUCAUUGCCCUGAUUGACAAGAAGAUGCAAGACGGAGUUCAGUCCACUGAGAUAAGUCUGCUGGUGCGAGCUCUGGAGCGCCUCUAUGCGCGACUAGUGGGUUUCGGACGUAGCGUUCUGGAAGUUGUCGUGCCACCGAACGAGUCUUCCUCCCAAGCGGCCAACAACUUCAAGCGAAGUCUCGAUGAGGCCUCCCUGAACAUGGUAUUGGCUGUGGCCGCGAGGUGUUGUCGUGAGAAACAGUUUGCCUGUCUUAAGCUGCAGACUGCCGACUGCCUGACUGACAUCAGGCAUUACCUCGUCACGAAUGUCUGCUCCAAACCAACGAACAAUGAAAAUGAGGGUGACAGGAAGACGCUCACAGAGAUCUACAAUGAAAUGAGCCGAAUUUUGGCGACUAACCUUCGUGACUGCCUCGAGGAGUUGGAGCCCUUCUUAUCAAGCGAUAAUACCUUUGCUCAUCUCCAACUUUUCCGCGCUACCUUCUGUUUGGACUACAUCCGAGAGGAUAUUGUCACUGCCUACCUCCGUUUCCUCAUCCAAUUUUGCAAGGAGCUUUCAAAGUGUACGCCCUCCAGUAUUCCAGGAAGCAUAAUUUUACUGAUGGGAAAACUUUGUCUCGACUGGGCCAAUUCCGGUACCAUCGGUCAUUUGCUAAGCAUGGCCGAUGACUUUCUUCUCAUUGGUCUCCCAAAAUCCUCGGCCUCAGUUCAGUCACACCAGCAGGCCAUUCAACAGAUGCUGGCGACUCGGCAGCAACCUCUAACUCCGCCGGGUCCACUGGCAGAGGAGUUUCGCACCACGGCCACGCGUCUCCUGACCACCUUCGCCAAGUUCGAGGGUGCUCAGCUUGCACACAUGAUGCGUAAGUCCGUCGAGGCCCGCGAUUGGCUGCGUUGUCUCGAACCGCGUACCGUCCGCUCCGUGAUUCGACGCAUCCUCGAAGAUCUCGCUAACAUCGACUUCCAGGUGAGUCAGUUGCUUCCACCUUCGACGACCGGACGUGGUCGGGUAGGAAAGGAGGGUGGACGUGGAUCGGUGGAGGGUCGGUACUCCUGGCGCUCCUCGAUGUCUCAUCUUCGUGGACAGACGGUGGGAGGUCUGGCUGCGCUUCCCACUACUGCUGCUGGCGCCUUGGGCUCCUCACAGCAGCACGGCGCUAUUACCUCGCCGGCGUAUGAUCCAGCGUUGGCUAGUCAACUUCGACGUCUCUUUCAUCAACGUGUGAACGUGUUUGCUCCUGUCAAACCGACACGCGAGUCCAUCCUCUUUGGAGUGGUCAAGAUUGGUCUUAAAGCCUUCAGUGAGUGCGCAAGAACGCGGACAUUCGGGAAAUUCGGCCUCCAGCAAAUUCAAGUCGACUGCCACUACUUGCACAUCCACCUCUGGCGAUUCGUCAGUGAUGAGAGGGAAGUGCAGAAUGUGCUCGAUGACGUGAUGUACAGUGUCAUGCAACGCUGCGUAGAGCCACAAUUGAUGGACGAUAGCAUCGUUGACGCUAUCUGUGACACCUCCCGAGGGGGCAAUACUUCCUCCAAAAGCGGUGAGGAGACUAUAACAAUUUUCCUAUCCCAGUUGGAUUUCGAGUACGGACUUAAGCCGCGUUCUCUGGCCUUUCAAGAGUACUUGGAGCACCGCCUCGAUCUCAGUCAUUUUGAUGUUGACUACUCAAUCAAGUUCGAGGAAAAUUAUCGUGGACCGACGGCAGAUAUCGCGUUAGACACAAUCGAGUCGCGCUACCUUCUUUCGGCUAACUGUGAUGGCAGCCUGCUGCUUUACGACACACAGGCCCCCACCGAGACUAACAGCGGCAGUCCUUCGUUGGUGUUUCCCGUCCUCGCUCACCUCACCUCUGUGCCGCCCACCCUCCUCUCCUCACAGCACAAUCCCUCUGGCACUGGAGAUGGUAGGCUGAGUCAGUCCGUGUGCCUCCAGUGGAACCACGUGGACACGGGCUGCUUCUUCAGUGUCUCCGUUGAUAACACACUCAAGGUUUGGGACACUAAUACGGCUGAGUGCGUGGAGGUAAUCGCCACACCGGAGUCGAUGACGUGGGCGGCGCUAUCGCCGUGCGCGAGGGAGCACAAUCUCAUUGCAGUGUCGCUACGGCGGUGCUACGAUCGCCACCUUGUUUGCAUUGAUCCCCUCGUCGGCGCACCGUGCCUCAGCCUCUUGGGCGCCCACACCGCCCCCCUCAUCACCCAGGUCCUCUGGUCGGCUCGCAACUCCUUCAUCCUCUUCACCGCAGGUGAGGAUGGGAGAAUCAUCUUUUGGGAUAUCCGUGUACCACUGAAGCCUGUUGCUACGUUGAACAAUAAAUACAGGGAUAAAGAGCCGCUAUAUUUGCACGACGCUGUAGCGCACAACGGUGGAGUGAAGGGCAUGGCAAAUAGUCCCGAUGGCCUUCACCUCUACUCGUGGGGCGGCACGGGAGCUCGGGGUGGCUCAUGUCUACGUGUGUGGGGCCUCGAGGUGGAUGGAGGGGCGCCCUGCUCGAGCGCUGCCGCACAGCCACGCGUCGCCACUGCCGCCCUAGAUCGCGCUGUCAGCAUUGGUGCUGGCGCCGGCGUCAGCGAUCUUCACUGCAGCGACAUUAGCUCACCGCGGUGCGUUCGUCUCGCGGUGACCGACGGUGAUAUCGGCCCCCGUUUCCAUGCCUGGGGUGCAGAGGGCGCGCUCGUUUUCGUGCCGACCGAUCAGACUCUCCUUGUCACUUCUGUCGACAGGCGUUCAUAUCAUCACGACUCUAGUGUGCUCUCUCAAUGGACUAUUAAACGGCAUUUCUCCAGGAUGACGGCCUGUGCUUGGAAUCGAAAACGUCUGGAACUUUACACGGCGGGAAUUGACAAUAACCUCCACACUUGGCCACUCUUCCGUACUACAUCUGCUGACAAAAAUUCAGUAGAUGAGUGA